CUCGUAAACCUUUGAUCUUAGGCGGGAAAUCAUCGGAAAAAAAAAAUGAUUGACUCAUCUCCGUCUUCCUCGGCAGAAUCCAGCUUCCGGGAACUCGAUCAAGCUUUCUUGCAGACUCAAACAAGAAUAUGGCUGGGAGAAGUUCUCAACACAAGAUUCGAUCAGGAUAAUUUAAACAUCUCUGAGUUGCUUCAAGAUGGAGAGAUACUGUUUGAAGUUUCUAAAACAGUGUGGAAUCUGUUGUUGACAAAAUGUAUGGAGUUAAGACAUUUAAAGCAUAAAUACGGGCCGUUUGGUUCGAAAACGAGCAGUGGUAGGUACAAGCCUUACUCCAACGUCGAUUCCUUUCUAAAGACGUGCAAAAUUCUUGGAUUGAGUGGCAUUGACCUAUUUUCUCCAUCGGAUGUUGUCGAGAAACGAGACGUUCGAAAAGUUUGCAUUUGCAUAAGAGCCCUUUCGAAGAAAGCUAGGUCUAAGCAUCUUUGUGUCCCUGAUUUCGAUGUGGUUAUAUGCUCGUCAGUAGCCAUGCCGACAGAUAUGGUAGGCGUAAUACGAAAAAGCUUAGAAUCACCACAAUGCAGUACCCUUUCAAGUUCGUCGAGUUUUAUUUCUCGUAAUACUCCACUGAAAAAGCCGGAACAGAAAAAAUAUUAUGCGCCGUACGAUAGGAACGGUGAUUAUAGUAGCUCCGAAGAGUCGGACGAAGCAGAAAGCCGAUAUAUGGGUGAAUAUUCUUUUUCAUCCGUUAAUUCAGACAUAGAAAGCUCACCCGAAGCGCAUAAUGUACUAGAAUUGGAUGCUCAGAAAAAGGAAGAGGGGCGUAAAAGUAAAAACACUACUGCAGACGAAGAUUCUCCGUGCAUCAGUAUAGGCGAAAACAAUUAUAUUUCGGAUUAUUUGGCAUUUUCGGAUUUAAUGGUCCUCCAUGCAACUGAUGAUGGCAGCAGCAAUAAUCGAGUUAUUCCUGAUGGAGGAAACAAUGUUUUUGAUUUCUUUUUGAAUGUCGAUUCGCAAGGACUCGUUCAGCGUGGGUCCUGCAAGAAAUUAUCGGACGAUGAAGAAAUGGAGGUGUCUUCCACCACUAGCAUGACUUCUGUAUUGGGGCGGUUGCUCAAUUUGGAAUUUGACGAGCAUUUCGAUGAGGAUGAUUCAUCGAGCGCGAAUGUUUGCUCUUUUUCAUCAAAGGAAAGCAAAGUCGAAAAGCACUACAAAAAAGAUCCGUUCGUAUUAUCCGAGUACAAAAAAACGGACACAUUGCAAGAUGCUUCUACCGAGUAUCUUCUUCUAUCUGAGGACAAAUCUGAAUUAUCCGGUUUAGGGUUUCUAGAAGGUGGAUCGUGUCGCACUGAAAUUAGCAAUCCUGAAAAUGGUGACUUUUGUCAGGAAAAUAGGGAUAUGGUUAUUUCAGAUGUAAGAUCCGAAUAUUUUGAAUUUUCAUGCAAACGUAAUCCGGUUGAAGAGAGUGGAGAAUCGAACGAACAGGUCGAGAACAUGAAUAUUCAAGAUUAUAGAAUCCAAGAUUCGCAUCUCGGUUUUUCGAACGACACUAACUUCUGCGGUUCUAUAUCGGAAAAUGGCAUUCAGGAUAAAACAGAAGAUGAUCCGCUUAUUCUUACACAAAGUAUUACAGACCGAACGAAGGACAAAAACCCUCCACAGCCUAAUACGAAUCGAAAUCGAAGGCCACUACUGAAAACAGUAUUCAAAGGCACAGCAAUUGCUGGUGCUUUACUUCUCUUUCUCCACAUCAGGUGUGAAUCUUUUAUUUUCCUAAUAUUUCUCACUUUAUAUAUUAUUCUUUCUAGUAAGUUGAUGCACAAUUUCUACGGUCACAGAAAAAGCAAUGGGAACAAAAACGAACACGAAACCAAGCACCAGUUUCAAAACCACAGCAAACCGAAGCCAUCUUCAAUCGAGCAACAACAGAAAACAAGAGUACGAAACGGGAUAUAUCCAUCACAAAACCUCAAGCUAUGAAAAAUAACAAGCUUCAAAACAUUAAUCACGAGCAAACCUUCACUUUCCCAGCCAACAUAAACCCUUUAUACGCAACCGAUCUCACGAGGCGGGCCCCACCCCAAGCAGCCUCCAGCUUCCGAACAGUAUCUUCCGGUAAUAAAUCCACACCUCGUUCCUUAGCAGUCACGACAGCCGACCAAGACCUCACCAUUUUCAAAUACCCCUCGAAAGAAAGCUCCUUCGGUAUAUCAAGAGCCACCGGAUUCCCCUCCGAUCCCAGCCCUACAUUUUCGAAAGGGAACGGUAGUGAUUUAUAUCCAUCGAAAAUAAGAUCGAUCUUCGAGUUCCAGUACGGGAGUGUGGUGUCGUGAAAUUUUUUAGCUGCGGCGUCGAAUGCUGGGGUGACAGCUAUGUCGUUGUAUCCCCACACGGCGAGAAUGCCGCCCGGUUUUCGGAGGAGGCGAUUGGCCAGGGAGUAGAAUCUCGGUAGGUCGAACCAGUGGACCGCUUGAGCUACGGUGAUUAAAUCGAGCGAGGAGUCGUUGUUGCCGGGGGCUAUUAGGUUCGCCAGGUCGUCGUCGGAUAAUGAUGGCGGCGUGUGGAGGUAGCGUAUUCGAGGGUGCGGCGUUGCGUGUUUCAGCUGCGGUUCGCUUGUGUCGGUUGCGAUUACUUGCUUGUAAUGCUCUGCCACCUGUGUAUUGAAAAAGGAUCAAUUUUUGUUCUGUUUUU
Messenger RNA from Erythranthe guttata (spotted monkey flower), 2688 nucleotides. NCBI's taxonomy places the organism in Eukaryota, Viridiplantae, Streptophyta, Magnoliopsida, Lamiales, Phrymaceae. The record is from RefSeq and is a predicted model, not a curated record.